AUGCUUUUCCCUCUCGUUAGUGCGCUGUUAGUCCUGGUGCUGGUCAUCAAAAAAAUCUCCACGCGGUUACACAACCGCACUCAAUCGCGCCGCCAUGGCUGCCUCCCAACCCCACAGGAGAAACAUCUGGACCCUGUGCUGGGGCUCGACUCUCUCCGCAAGACGGUCAGGGCUGUGCGCGAGCACCGUCUGCUGACCUAUAUGCAGUCCCGCUUUCUUGAGAUGGGAUACACAUUCGAAUCGCGUACCCUGCGAAAUGAGGUGCUGCAUACCGCCGACCCCAAGAAUCUGCAGGCCAUUCUGGCCACCAACGCCAAAGACUUUUCCAUCGGGAAGCGUAGGGUGACGGCCUUCCAGCCGUUGCUCGGUCACGGCAUCUUUGCGGCCGAUGGGAAGCAGUGGGAAAAGUCGCGUGGCCUGCUCCGUCCGAGCUUCACCCGCGAUAACAUCGCGGAUCUAGACAUCUUCGAACGGCAUGUCGGCCAAUUACUCACCUGGAUCCCUGCAGAUGGCAAAACGGUGAAUCUGCAGGACCUUUUCUUCCGCAUGACUAUUGACUCUGCCACGGACUUUCUUUUUGGCCAGACGGUCGGGACUCUUCAGACCGAACGGUCCCCAGUUGCAACCCAAUUCUCUCACGACUACCACAAGGCCCAGGACGGCGUGAUCACUCGCGCACGACUGGGGUCGCUUAUUCACCUGCAGCCCAGUUUCAAACGCGAGUUUCAGCGAGCUGUCGCUGGAUCCAGGGCCUAUGUGCACCGAAUCGUGCAGGAAGCCGUCCAGGCCCAUAACAGGCCCGGCGAAAAGAAGGUCCAACCUCCGGACUGUUUUCUAACCCAACUGGUCGAGCUUACCAGCAAUGAGACCGAGAUCACUGACCAGCUACUCAAUGUCCUCCUUGCCGGUCGAGACACCACUGCCGGUCUGCUGUCGAUUCAAUUCCACAUCCUCGCCCGCCGACCAGACGUCUGGGCCAAGGUGCGGGAGAAUGUCUCCAGCCUGGAGGGCAGACAGCCAUCAUUCCGCGAACUGCGCGAUUUGAAAUAUGUGUCUUGGGUGAUUAACGAGACGCUCCGCCUCUACCCGAUUAUCCCCCGUAACGUCCGCAAGGCCGUCAACGACACCGUGCUUCCGACCGGUGGUGGCCCGGAUGGGCAGUCCCCUAUUUUCGUGUCUAAAGGCAUGAACGUCACAUUUGAUGUAUACACGCUCCACCGACGGCAGGACCUCUAUGGCCCCGAUGCGGCGGAAUACAAGCCUGAACGAUGGGAGAAUCUGCGGCCAGGGUGGAUGUAUCUGCCAUUCGGAGGUGGGCCGCGGAAAUGCAUCGGACAGCAAUUUGCACUGACACAAGUGGCCUACACGACCGUUCGGCUGGCGCAGAGAUUCGAACGGCUUGAGUCGAGAGACACCAGACCGUAUGAAGAGGAUCUGACCAUCACGCUGUCGAGUCGGUACGGCGCGCAGGUGGGGUGUUUUGCUGCGUAG
Molecule: messenger RNA, 1491 nt
Organism: Aspergillus ibericus CBS 121593
Lineage: Eukaryota; Fungi; Ascomycota; Eurotiomycetes; Eurotiales; Aspergillaceae
Product: cytochrome P450
Exons: 4
Coding region: 1-1491 (496 amino acids)
Molecular function (GO): oxidoreductase activity, acting on paired donors, with incorporation or reduction of molecular oxygen; iron ion binding; monooxygenase activity
Source: RefSeq, a predicted model, not a curated record